Molecule: messenger RNA, 3162 nt
Organism: Fusarium pseudograminearum CS3096
Lineage: Eukaryota; Fungi; Ascomycota; Sordariomycetes; Hypocreales; Nectriaceae
Exons: 2
Coding region: 1-3162 (1053 amino acids)
Source: RefSeq, a predicted model, not a curated record
AUGCCAUCUUUCUAUGAUUCCGACUUUUCUAGUUAUCACGUUCCGACAUCUUCAACGAGGGCUCAACAUGGGAAUCCCGAUCCAAGUAUUGUAUGGAUGCUACAGAAGCUCCAUAUCAAUCGUGAUGGGAAUGGACGGCUAUCUCCACCAGGAAAGCGUCAAUCUCCUAACAUCAACCCACUUGAAUCCCAUGUUGGCCAACAUGAGGUCCGUGAUGAAGCUCAGUCUAUUGCCGAGUCUAGCCCGCUAUGCAAUAUGAAAGAGUCAUUUCUUCAUGGGAGAUCACAGUGGAUUGACGAGCCAGUCAUAACCAAAUGGAGAGAACCCAGCAAAGAACUUGACCGAGUACUUGCCCAAGUCGAUCAUCUUUACCAGCAAUGGAGUCUCUCAAAGCCAUCUCCUUUCGAUCCUUUCUUUGACAAGCUGUGGAUGGAGACUGCCGAUAUCCUCCGCGAUGUUGGGCUUCCAUGGCACAACAAUAACUUGAACAUGCCUGACGAAACUGAUUCAAGCUGGCCCUUUCACUUUAAAACAUUUGAAAGAGUCGCAAUUCUCGCCAAAGGCAAAAGGGUUCAGGAUGCAGAUGCCUCCGGCUAUAUCACCAACUGGAGUGAAGGCAACUACUAUGGCAUUCGAGCUCUUAAACAGGAGCUUUAUUCCCACUAUCCAAAACAAGAGCCUAUCCUCUUGAUCGACCAUCUGGAAAGCGAGAUUGCAGAGGCUGCGUCCCAUAUAUUCGGUCUUGAGUGGCAUCGAGUGUCUUUGAAUGACUCAAAUACACUGAUGGAUACUAUUCGUCGCCUCACUUCCAACGGGGAAAGGCCUAUCAUCUUUGCCGCCACUUUGGCCAACAUGAGUGGAGAUGUGGAUGAUAUUUCCAUGAUUGACAAGCUUUCUCGUAACUUCCCACUCAUACUCCAUCUGGAUGCUUCCCGGGUGUUCGACUUCUUGACAACAGUCGGCGAAGAUUUUCGCCGACUUCUCGGGAUACCUCGUCUUCGUCUCCACCACGCCAAGCCUGGUGAGCGCGGCUGUCUCGUCAAUGGGGAGAUCAUUGCGAGCACUAUCGUUGCUGGAGGUUCAAAUGCCUAUGUCCACCCACCUCCUGUUGUUGCACUCAAGCCCAAACUACUCGGCAAUCAAACCCCAACUCGUGUCGAAUAUGUCAGGGGUACCGAUGGAACGCUUUCUGGGUCGAGAGACUCGAUUGGCCCUCUUAUGCUCUGCCUUCAAGAGCUUCGUUUUGGAAACAGAGGGUUUCAAGAGAUUUAUGAAGGUUGUUUCAUCAGGAAACUGAGACUGAUGAAUGAACUGAGGUCCUUGGGCAUCCACUUCUAUGCUCCCCCCACUUCAUUAGAUCUGGUCGUUCAAGUCUCAGCCGGUCGUUUCAGUGACUUGGUAGAUCUCGGAGCCAAAGCAGUCCGAUCUGAUGGUUACCUUAUCACUAUGCAGCCCAGCAUCAGUGGUGAGAACAUCAGGUCUUUAUUACGCGUCCUUGGGUCUCAUGAUGAGCUUCUUUUGUCCAAAUCAGCAGCUAAGAUCGUACUUCAUUCACCAACAACGCGCUACUUUCUUCCCGAUGGGGUGGUGGAGAGGCUAUGGCAGACAGUCCAGAGCUUCAAGAUUGCGGCUCGGUAUUCGUGUGGCUAUCCCCUGAAUCAAGCUCCGUACUCAGCUCUAGGUCCUGUCAUUGGACACUUUUUAGGAGUCCGAAUUCCUGAGGGAUGGGCCAAACGCGAAGCUUCCAAGAUUUUGCAGCAGCGAAAGCAAGCAUUGGGCCUCUUGACUGAAAAGUCUCAGGAGUCGUUUAGUGCCUGUUUCACUACAGGCAGCACCAUGGGCAACCGAAUUGGACUUCAUACUGGUCUUAUCCAGUACCCGGAUGCGUUUGUGUAUUUCUCUUCUGCUUCGCAUUACAGCGUCAAGAAGACUGUCAAGGAUUGUGAUACAUGGACUCGUCGCUGGAUGCCAGGUAGAGUAACUCGCUUUGCCGAGAUUCCGGCUGAUGCAUAUGGUCGCAUGAUUCCGAAUGCACUCAGACAGCAAGUUCUGUCCGACAAAGCCGACUGUGAUGCCCAUGGAGAGCAGUAUCAGAUGAUUCUCUUUGCCAAUAGAGGUACCACCUUUGUUGGAGGUCAGGACGAUAUUGUGUUGCUCGCACAAACACUAGCUCAGAUUGAGGUAGUCCCAUCUUACAUUCAUGUUGAUGGUGCAUUGGAUCUCGGCUUCAUCGCUGAUGGGCUCCGUCUAGGGCCGCCAGGUGUUCAAGAUGCCAGUUCAAAUACUCCUGUAGUGCAAGGCAUCACGCUCAGUCACCACAAAGUGUUUGGAAUCAUGGUUUCUGGAGAAGUCAUCAGCUACUGCCCCAACCAUGGCAAGCAAUUCGAAGCCCUGGCUGGAACUGUGGACCCUCGAGCUGUGUUAGAAACGUGGCUCUUUGAGAAGACCUACACCACCGCUGACUUGGCCACCAUCUGGAACUACUGCUUGGGUAAUGCUCGAAUGUUGCGCGAACUCCUUGCAGAACACAAAGUGCCAACGCAUUUCAAUCAAGACAGCAUCAUCACACUCUUGGAGUAUCCGCCACGAUGGCUGGUCCAAGAGUUUCACCUCGCUCCUGAAGGAGAUUGGGUUCAUUUCAUCACAAUGCCUCAUAUUUGCCCUACAACCGUCCGACGGUUCGUACGUGCAGUUGCGGCAAUUGAUACAAACUGUGGUACUGCGUUUGACUACGUCGGUCACUCUCUUGCUUCAUCUUUACAUUUGAGCGGACGUACACAGCUCCAACGUCUUACAAGUAGGAACACCUACAGCGAAAAGGUACUGGCAGUCGCAAACCCAGCCAUCUUGCAGAACCCGCAAGCUCGGAGUGUUUGUGAUGAUCUUGGUCUGAGAGUGCUUUAUGACAUUAAAUCGCGUUUUAUUUACAGCGCCAUGUCUUUUGCAGCUUUCAAUGAUAUGGACGAGCCGCUGGUUGUGUUUCUUGCCGAUGGGACUGGUGACAGAUUGCUUAAACCUAGCUUGAUGCUUGUGAAAUACUGCUUCCACGACAGGGUACAUAUGCUUCACGACAUUGCCAUUCAAGUUUUUGGGCAUGUGGGUGAUUUACUAGGUGUGGAUGUGGUGACAGAUGCUUGGAGCUUCCAGACUUGUUUCUUUUAG